This is a messenger RNA of Ostrea edulis (European flat oyster), 1581 nucleotides long. Its product is annotated as centrosomal protein of 41 kDa-like. Gene Ontology annotation, cellular component: ciliary basal body. The record is from RefSeq and is a predicted model, not a curated record. Bases 70 to 810 code for a protein of 246 amino acids. Lineage: Eukaryota; Metazoa; Mollusca; Bivalvia; Ostreida; Ostreidae. The transcript is spliced from 10 exons. Gene Ontology annotation, biological process: cilium assembly; protein polyglutamylation.
UCCCGCGAACUUGUUGGCGCAAGCUCAGACACCAAUCUCGCGGGGUGACGGAAGCAAACAGUUUUCAAGAUGUCAGCCGUCAGCACAGCCAAACCUAAGAAAGUUGAUCCACUUUCUAAGAAAACACCUGAAAACCCAAAAUAUGCACAUAUCAAGUCCACACUUGAUACAGGUUCCAGCGUCACAAAGUACUUGAACAAAAUAGAAGACAUUAAAAAAAAUUACAGGUAUAAGGUAGAUGAAGUGUUCAAACGAAUGAAAAUCACAACUUUUGUGCAACUUAUUGUACAAGUAGCAGAAUAUGAUGCUAGGAACAGCACCCAGUCGAUGAUGGGAAAUGGAGACUACACUGAACGCCCUGACACUGCGGAUUUGGAAGUUCAGCACAUACAAAGAGGAAGUCCUGGCCCCUCACCGGCCGUCACAGAGGGUGACCACGGGGAAGGGCUUAGAACAGGGGCCAGGUCAACACUGCAAGGGGGCUAUGACAACCUUUUCUUAUUAUCAGGAGGAAUGAGGAUAGCGUACCGAUUUUUCCCUGAGGGCCUGCUGACAGGAACACCAAACCAGAACAUCACAGACAGCAGUAAACCUCCUAAAACCAAGGAAAAGGCCUCCCAGAAGUCAUUCAAUACCUUCGAUCUUGAGAAACUUCACAGCCAGCUUGACAGGGAGCUUUCAGACAGGAGUGUUGGAAGUCGACUAUCCAAUGCCAGCACAGUGUCCAGUCGGAUGGGUCAGACCAGUACGUCACGAUUUAGUAAUGCCUCAGGGUCCGUCUCUGGACGUCCACCCUUUAAGCCGUGCUAGUUACCUCAACAAUAUUUAAAGGUAAAUUUCAUUCGAGAGGAAGUUAGACAACUCCAUUUCAAAGCUGAGACCGUCUGAAAGAAAGUUGUCCUUCUUUGAUCAUUGAUCAAAACCAGACUAUCACAAUUAUGUUAUGAUAAACUUUUUACAAAAAUGAAGUCAAGGAGUUCAAAUGUGUUCUGUCUGAUGAGUGACCUGAUAUUCUAUUAGUUUUGUCCUGUAAGUUGCACGCUGAGCCUCCGUGAAACCUGUAUAUAUAUACCGUAUGAUUGGUGCAAUAGUAAUACAAUCACCUGGAGCAAACAUCUUAAUGCAAUCAUAGUAAUUUUUGGUGGUAUAUUUUUUUGUCAACAAAAUUGUGUAUUCAUCAAAAUUCAGGUAUGGAUCCAGAUCUUUUUCCAGGGAGGAUACGAUCUACUAUGUCGGUAUAACAUUCAGUAUUUUACAACUGAACACCCCACCUCCUUGGUUCCAUACUUGAAUUAUUGGGAUAGACACUUAAUUUGUAUGUAUAAGAUUUGUCUGACUGUCCAUGAUUUGUUUUGUAGGCAAAAGCUUAUGUUACAAAAUGUAUAAAUCCAUUGUAUUGGUAGAUUAGCACAUUUUAUGCACUAUUUCUCAGAAAUCCGUCCAUACACAUCAAAAUUUCCUAGGACUUUUCGUUGUGAGAGAUAGAUGUCUUCUUACUGACUGAAGAUAUUGUGAAAGAAUUGAAUGUCAGAAUGGCAUUAUUUAUUUUUAUGAAUAAAAGAGAAGUCCAUGCUUACAAAA